Ixodes scapularis (black-legged tick) is the source of this 3599-nucleotide messenger RNA. RefSeq names its product GRIP1-associated protein 1. Gene Ontology annotation, cellular component: postsynaptic recycling endosome; glutamatergic synapse; extrinsic component of postsynaptic early endosome membrane. The coding region runs from base 283 to 2760 and encodes 825 amino acids. The record is from RefSeq and is a predicted model, not a curated record. The transcript is spliced from 26 exons. Gene Ontology annotation, biological process: neurotransmitter receptor transport, endosome to postsynaptic membrane; regulation of neurotransmitter receptor transport, endosome to postsynaptic membrane; regulation of recycling endosome localization within postsynapse. NCBI's taxonomy places the organism in Eukaryota, Metazoa, Arthropoda, Arachnida, Ixodida, Ixodidae.
AUUCAAAGGCAUUCGAUAGAUUAGUGACCGACGGUCUCCAAACGUUAUAGAUGCUGCUGUCCUCGGCGACUGCCUCCGAACUGUCGGAGAACAACCGCUGGAGGAUCGGGUUACCCGGGAAGGCAUAGCUGGUGAAGAAGGCGCUCCGGGCACGCCCUCGCGUCUUGACAACCGUCCACACUUCUUAUUCACCGUAUAACCACAAUUUCCGGAACUGCGCACUGCGCCGACAGCGCAGUGUGCGCUCGACCGUAGCGCCCUCUAUUCACCAGAGAUGUGAACAUGGCGGCUACGCUCUCGGAGGACGAUUUCCAACGUCUGCAGACGCAGCUGCUGGAACUUCGGACUAAAAAUUAUUCCUUGGACGAGCAUUGCAGGCGCCAGAGCCAAGAGGUGGUCUCCCUGAGGCACAGCCUAGAUGAGCACAAGAAGGAGCUCGCCAAGGCCAAUUCGGCCCUGAGUCGGAGCAAGAAGGCCAAGGAGGUGGAGAGGCUGCUCGUGGACAAUGAGGUCCUCCAGCGCAAGCUCCAGAGUCAGGAGGAUGAGUUUCGACUGCAGAACCAGACCCUCAUGCACGAGCUGUCUGCGACCGUCCAGGCCAGCGAGGCUCUGGAGAAGAAGCUGCAAGAGCUGCAGGGAAGCAACACCCGCAAGAAAAGUCCGGAGUCCAACAAGGGAGACUCGAAACUUCAGGACGAGAUGCGCAGGCUCCGGGCGGAGAACUUGGCCCUGCAGAAGUCGCUGACCGGAAUGCUCGGCAACGUUGAAGGAGGUAUGCCCACUAUCGACCAUCCACUAAUGGUUGACGGCGAGGACGGACUCUCGGAAAUAAUUGACCAAAGGUCCAUGGAAGCCAAGUUGCAGCUCAACAUUGAGAUUGAGGAGAAGAACAUGCUGAAGGGCCAGCUGGCGCAGUUGGAGACGCAGUACAAGAACGAACGUGAACAGCUGGAAGAGGAGAACGAGAAGUUGGCCGAGAAACUGAAGCGCAAGCAAGAGAGCUUUCUGCAGAUUCAGCAGGAGAAGGAUGCCAUCUACCUGGAAAGCAAGAAAGCUCUAGAAGCCAUGCAGAGGAGCAAGGACCAGGAAAUCCAGCAACUGAAGGAGAUGAUUCAGAGGCUGCAGGGACAGCUAAACAGUGCAUUGCAGUCGCAGCAAGAUCACCAAACUGUCAGCACUAGCACCAUUCAGCAGCUGGAGGAGACAAUUACCGAGCUGCAGACGAAGCUGAACAACGCAUCCCCCGACCUGCUUCAGCAGACCCUCGCCGAGAAGGCAUCGCUGGAGAUGCUGCUGCGAGAUUCGUGCCAAAAGAGCGACAACUCGGACAAGGAGCGGGAGGCUUUGCUUAGGAUGAACGAGGAGAUGGCAGGCAAGAUAACUUCAAUGCAGAACACCAUUGAUGGUUUAGAAGAUGCUUCCCGAAGUAGCGCCAUUGCUGCUUCCGAAGCAAACAAGGUGGCGGAGAAGAGGAAGGCGCUGGUGGAGGAGAUGGGGGCCCACCUGCUGGAGGAAGAGGAGAAACACAGGCAGGCCCUGGAGAAAAUGCGACAGGAGUUUGAGGAGAAGCUACACUUGUCGAACGAAGCACUUCUUGUUGAGCAGGAGCGUGCGGCAAAGGCGAUAGAAAACGAAGCGGCGCUGGCACUGUACAAGCGUCUGCUGCCCUCUCUCAAGGAGGAGGUGCUUCAGCUCAAGGCUGAGGCACAGGAACGCGUGGACAUGCUACAGAAGGCCAUCGAGGAGUCCAGAGACGACCUGGAGCAGUGCAAGGCAAGGCUCUCGGACGACUACACCAAGCUCAAGUCGCAGCUGGACGAUGCCGUAAAGGAUCUCACCAUUCAACUGGAGAUUUCCAACAGCCAGAAGUGCGAGUUCGAGGAAGAAGCAAAGAAGCUGAAGCAAGAGCUCAAGGACAACGUAGAGGAACGCAAGAUUCAGGACAAGAAGGGAUUGUCCAUGGUGAAGGAGUUGAAAAGGCAGUUCCAGACGGAAAGGAGACGGGCAGACAAGCUUCAGGAAAGGCUUCAGGAAGUUCUCAACGACACGAGUCUCGGUAGAUCUGCAGACGAGCUGUUUCAGCCCAUUAGCUAUGAGGAGCGCCAGCGCGGUGACUCCAGCAGCAUCGGUUCCUGGAGCUAUGUGUCUGGCAACAACGAGAACUCCAAGGACAGCAGCAAGGACAGUGCAAACAACAACAGCAGUGGGGGACACUCUGUCAACGGAGAACAGUCGGCACCAGCAAAGGCGUCCCCCGGUCUCUUGGAGCAGGAAAACAACGAUCUGGUUGGGAGACUCGCGGCACUUCAGGAAGAGAAAUGGGUCUUGGAGGAAAAGAUCAACCACCUUGAAGUGAGCAACUCUUCUAUGGCAGAUGACCUGGUCAGUAAGACAGCCAUCAUCCAAUACUACUGCAUGGACAGCAAGUAUGCUCUUCACACACACACCAACGAGCCUGCACUAACCGAUACUCCUACUCAGUCCGAUUUAUCAGUGACCAACCACUCGACAAGAAAGUCUGCCAUGGCACACCACCAAGCUGGUUCGACGCCGGAGAAGCUGACGGUGAAGCGCCUCGUGGACUUCAUCAAGGACAAGGGAGACGAGAACCUGAAGGAGAUGAACAGACGCAUGCAGCGCAUGCUCGAAGAGACCCUCACCAAGAACAUGCACUUGCAAAAGGAUCUGGAAGUAAUUUCUCAAGAACUGCACAGAAUUCGGCAACUGGUCGAGGCACCUGGCAAGGAUGCCAAGAUCUAGUGACACUGCGGAAAACACCAACUGUGCAGGAUGAGAUCCGAAGUUCAGAAUCAAAAACAAAGACGGGUCUUGAUGCUUGUUGUAAAUAGGCUUUGUAAAACAAUUGAAGUAAUAUAUAUGCAGCAGAGCUGCAUUUUUCGGAGAGUUUCUUCAAAUCAAAAGAGGCACAUUGAGCCUCUCAAUUUUUACUACAUCGAGCUAUUACUGUUACGCUUGCCUAACCAAUUUAUCCAGUUUGGAUUCCGGUUCCAGUAUUCAAUUGAAACAACUGAGAGGUUCUGUUUUGUCAAGUGGUCAAUGUUUUUUGUACAGCUUUUUAGAGCACAUAUUUAUUCAUUCUGAAAUAGCCGGUGGCCAAGUUAGAUGUUUGUUCAUGUUGAAUGUUCCUUGCUUUUUGCAUGGAUUAUGAAACCUUGUUUUAGUAUUGUGCAGGCUUCUGUUUUCUUCAAAUAAGAUCUAAGGAGUUAGUGUUUUUACAACAGUUUUAAAAGGUUAAAUAGAUUCUUCUUGUAAAUAAUUCUAUGAAAGCUUAUAAAAUAAAAAUAAUGGAAGUAUGGUAAAAGGUAUGAAGUCAAUCGUGUAUAUAGUCUAUAUAUCUGAUCUGCAAAGCACCUGCAACAUUGCAGUAUAGUCAUUCUACAACUAUAGUUUAGCCCACAACUAAGAAAUCCAGUUUACAGAACUAAGUCUUGCAGUUUGUGCGCUGGCAUAGUGUUUAGAGAAAGCUGAAUAGGGCUCUAAACAUUCCGUUGCUCGUAAGUUAAAUGUAUAUAGUGUAUGCCUUUGGUGUGUGACAUGAAUAAAAUGAAUAAUACAAAUAAAGUGAAUGAUUUUGCCAA